Ichthyophthirius multifiliis is the source of this 1767-nucleotide messenger RNA. RefSeq lists its product as hypothetical. Lineage: Eukaryota; Ciliophora; Oligohymenophorea; Hymenostomatida. The transcript is spliced from 8 exons. The record is from RefSeq and is a predicted model, not a curated record.
AUGUUUUAAAAGAAGUAAAAAUAAAAUAAAAUAAAAAAUUAAAUUAAAUAAAAACAAAAAUAGUCUCCAAUCGAUUUUCAUACAAUCCAUAAAAUAAAGUUUACAAUAAACAAUGUAAUAAUAAUGAAAUAAGGAGAGCCUAAAAACUGGUUUUUUACAAAUGAAAAAGGAAUUAUAGAAACAAAAGAUGAAGAAUGGCUUAAAUUGAAUGUAAUAAAAGAAUAUUUCAAAAAUCCAAAAAUAAGAAAGUAAGAUUUGGCUGAAAUCGAAAAUUAAAGUGAUACGGUUUAUCUUAAUUUUUCGGAAAAAACACCUUCUUUAAAAAUCGAUUUGCAAGAUAAAUUUCUAUUUUAUUUUUAUUAAAAGGUCAGAGAUUCAGUUGUUAUUAGACCUGCUUCAUAAUCAGUUAUAGAAGAACUUUUAUCAAAGCCCUAAGAUUAUUAAGAGUUUUUAAACUAUUUAACGAAAAUAAUAGGAUAUUAUCCAAUAAAUUCAUAUAAAGGAUGUUCUCUAUAUUAAGUACAAUAUAAUGGUAAGAAAAAAAGGGCAGAAAGAAUCUGUUUUAAUAAUUAGGAAGGAGAAGCUGAUUUUAAUUAUGAUAAAAAUAAUAUGGAAGCUUUUAAACCUGGUUUAAAAGACUUUACCAAAUGCGAAGGUAUUUAUUGUAAUUGUGAUUCUUAGUCUAAUAAUACGUUUUAUGAUGAAAAUGAUGAGGCUUUUUCUUUAUAUGUUAUGAAAAAUAAAAAUAAAUAAUAUUAAUCCAGAUAUAUUUAAUACAAAUCAAUAUAUUUAGAUAUAAUAGAAAGAUUUAAAACAAAAUAAAUAAUUUAAAGGCUAAAUCCUCAAGUUAAGAUUACUGAAUAAUUAUUAUUUAAAACAAGAAAAUUUUAUUCUAUUAGUUAAUUAGCAAACAGUAAAUAAUUUAAACAUUUUAGAUUUGAUAAUUUCUAUAAAAGGGUUAGAGUUUGUUAAUAUUGUGAAUGUAUGUAUAAUAAAAUAGAUAAUAUAAGAGCAAAUUAUUUAUAAUAACCUAAUCUUUAAUAAAUAACAACAGAACAAAUAUAAGCAGAAAUCGAAAAACUUUCUAAUUCUUAAGGAUUUAUACGUAAUAAUAAAUAUAUUUAAAAAAAAUAUAUAUAUAUAUUUGAAUUAAAAUAAAAAUAGUUGGUGGUACUUAACUAAAAGAAAGAUAAUUAUUUACAGAUAAUUAAAAUGUAAUAAAAAAAAAAUCAAAAAAAAAAAAAUCAAAUAAAUAAAAUAAAAUAAAAGGAAUAAAAAUAAUUCGCAUUACCAAAAAUAACCUAAAUAAUUCUAAAAGAUAAAUAAGGUUUCCUAACAUAAAAAAAGGGAAUCGUAAAUAAAUAAGAGGCAGAAGCUUUAGGUCUAAAACAUUAUUUAGGACAUACUAAAAACCUUCCUUAUAGUGAUUGUGGAUUAGCAAUAAGUAAAAGUAGUUUGGCAUUAAAUCAAUUAUAGGAUAAAAUAAAAGAAGUAGAAACUUUGAAAUAUAAAAUGGAAAACUAAAAAAUAAAAAAAGUUGUGGAAGAAAUAGAACUGAUUAUGUGUCCUUAUUAUGGAAAAGGUUAAGUAGAUACUAGCCGAUUAGAAUAAUUUAUUAAUGUUUUAAAAGUAAAAUUUAAAUAAAAAUAUAUACAAUAGUUUAUAAAAAAAAAAAAAAGGAAAGGGAAUAAAUAUAUGGUAUAGAUUAUGAAGAUAUCUAAUAUUCAAAAAAUAUAUAAAUAGUAACUGAUAAAAAUGAAUUUUUGA